Molecule: messenger RNA, 1513 nt
Organism: Orycteropus afer afer
Lineage: Eukaryota; Metazoa; Chordata; Mammalia; Tubulidentata; Orycteropodidae
Source: RefSeq, a predicted model, not a curated record
GUGAUGGAGAGCACCCCUUCAAGGGGUGGACUGAAUCGAGUACACCUACAAUGCCGGAACCUGCAAGAAUUCUUAGGGGGUUUGAGCCCCGGGGUAUUGGACCGAUUGUAUGGGCAUCCUGCCACCUGCCUGGCUGUCUUCAGGGAGCUCCCGUCUUUGGCUAAGAAUUGGGUGAUGCGAAUGCUCUUUCUGGAACAGCCUUUGCCACAGGCUGCUGUAGCCCUGUGGGUGAAGAAGGAAUUCAGCAAGGCUCAGGAGGAGAGUACGGGGCUGCUGAGCGGCCUCCGUAUCUGGCAUACCCAGCUACUCCCUGGUGGUCUCCAGGGCCUCAUCCUCAAUCCUGUCUUCCGCCAGAACCUCCGUAUUGCCCUUCUGGGUGGGGGGAAGGCCUGGUCUGAUGACACAAGUCAGCUGGGACCAGACAAACAUGCCCGGGACGUUCCCUCCCUGGACAAAUAUGCUGAGGAACGAUGGGAGGUGGUCCUGCAUUUCAUGGUGGGUUCCCCCAGUGCAGCUGUCAGCCAGGACUUGGCCCAGCUCCUCAGCCAGGCUGGGCUUAUGAAGAGUGCUGAACCUGGAGAGCCCCCCUGUAUUACUUCUGCUGGCUUCCAGUUCCUGCUGCUGGAUACCCCUGCCCAGCUCUGGUACUUUAUGCUGCAGUACCUGCAGACAGCCCAGAGUCGGGGCAUGGACCUAGUAGAGAUUCUCUCCUUCCUCUUUCAGCUUAGCUUCUCUACUCUUGGCAAGGAUUACUCUGUGGAGGGCAUGAGUGAGUCUUUGUUGAACUUCUUGCAACAUCUACGUGAGUUUGGACUUGUUUUCCAAAGGAAGAGGAAAUCUCGGCGUUACUACCCCACACGCCUGGCCAUUAAUCUCUCAUCAGGUGUCUCCGGGGCUGGGGGCACUGCACACCAGCCUGGCUUCAUCGUUGUAGAAACCAAUUACCGACUGUAUGCCUACACAGAGUCGGAGCUGCAGAUUGCUCUCAUCGCUCUCUUCUCUGAGAUGCUGUAUCGCUUCCCCAACAUGGUGGUGGCACAGGUGACUCGCGAGAGUGUGCAGCAGGCCAUUGCCAGUGGUAUCACAGCCCAACAGAUCAUUCAUUUCUUAAGGACAAGGGCCCACCCAGUGAUGCUCAAACAGACCCCUGUGCUGCCCCCUACCAUCACAGACCAGAUUCGGCUGUGGGAGCUGGAAAGGGACAGACUUCGGUUCACUGAGGGCGUCCUGUAUAACCAGUUCCUGUCGCAGGUGGACUUUGAGCUGUUGCUAGCCCAUGCACGGGAGCUGGGCGUGCUUUUGUUCGAGAACUCCGCGAAGCGGCUCAUGGUGGUCACGCCGGCCGGGCACAGUGACGUCAAGCGCUUCUGGAAGCGCCAGAAGCACAGCUCCUGAGUGUGGGGGAACCUGGCGGGUGGGCGGGCCACGCCAGCUGCAGAAAAGCGGCCUCAGAACUCAGGUUUCUUUUCUUUUUUUUUAAUACGUCGGGAUGUUCUUGUUUAAUAAAGUUGUG